This is a messenger RNA of Eurytemora carolleeae, 1629 nucleotides long. RefSeq names its product poly(A) RNA polymerase gld-2 homolog A. The record is from RefSeq and is a predicted model, not a curated record. The transcript has 10 exons. Gene Ontology annotation, cellular component: cytosol. Bases 32 to 1495 code for a protein of 487 amino acids. Lineage: Eukaryota; Metazoa; Arthropoda; Copepoda; Calanoida; Temoridae. Gene Ontology annotation, molecular function: poly(A) RNA polymerase activity.
GUAAAGUAUUAUUUACCUUUUGCAGAUCAAGAUGAAGCGUUCAGGUGGUGGAGAAGUUAUAGAUUUGACUGACGAUGAUACCUCCUCAUCCAGGAAUAAGAUUGCCAGAACGAACUCCGGGCAAAGAUCUCACUCAAACAGAAGUAGAGAAUCACAGUCCUAUAAUACCAGUUCUGGAUCUCAGAGAAGCAACUGUUAUGGCCGUGAAACCGGUUUCCAGAACUAUAAUAGGUCCGAACGAGGAUAUCAAGAAUCCUACUUGUCUGAAAACUGGCUCGGGUUUCAACCAACUCGCAUACAACAAUCUUGGGCACUUCAAUUUAGGAACAGUGAAGAUAACUAUGAAAGACACCAGUUCCCGGAUCCCGAUAUAUUUUCUCAUCCUAGUCAAAGGUUUCGAAUAAGUUUAAACCCGGAUCCGGAUAGGUUUACACCAGUCGCUGAGGAGCUUGCGGAACCCAUACCGAGAGACAAGAUUCGUUUAGGUGCCUCUAAAUGGAAAUCCUUAACAAACACAAUUUUCGAUGAAUACAGGAAGACACAACAGAGUCUAGGAACCAUGAAGGAGAAGAUAAAACUGUGGAAGGAGAUCUACGGCGCAAUAAUGAAGGAGUUUGAUUGCGGUCUAUUCGUGUUCGGAUCUACCUUUAAUGGCUUUGGAGGAGAUGAUAGUGAUAUUGAUAUGUGUUUAUUCCCCCACGGUGCUCCUUCAUUUGAUGCUAAACAAAAAUUAAAUAUUGUGCGGAAAAUUUUAAAAGAAAAUUGCAGUCACGUUAUUCGGACCAACAUAGAGCUGAUCCCGGCUAAAGUUCCGAUUCUGAAGUUUAUGGAUAGACGUGGCAACUACGAGAUCGAUCUUAGUAUUGAAAACCCUACUAGUAUCAGGAACACUCAUCUACUCUACUACUACUCUAAACUUGAUUACAGAGUGCGACCCUUAGUUUUGGCUGUAAAACUAUGGGCUAAACAUCACAGGAUAAAUGAGGCUAAAAACCAAACAUUAUCCAGCUAUACUCUAACUCUGAUGGUGAUACAUUAUCUUCAAUCUGGGACUUCACCCCAGGUUCUACCCUGCCUUCACCAACUCUAUCCGGACACAUUCUUCUUCUCCUCCGAUAUAUUUUGCUUGAGUUACCUCGACUCUCCGAGGUUUAGGUCGGAAAACCAGGAUUCUGCAGGAUCUCUACUUGUAGGAUUCUUUAAAUAUUAUUCUUCAGAGACACUCUUCAAUACUAGAAGAGAUGUCGCGAGUGUAAGAACAGGACGAAUUUUAGACGGAGAAGACUGUCAGGAGUUUGCCCGACGUGAGAAGUUAGGCCCGGGACAAUGGACCGCUUAUCUACUAGUCGAGGAACCUUUUGAUAGAACCAACGCUGCCCGGGCAGUCUGCAGUGCGGACAAGUGGAGAUUAAUUCAAUCCGUUUUCAAGAGUACCUGCUCCUAUCUAGAAUCCACUAAAAUCUCGACCCUAAUCUUCCAAGAUCUGCUUAACUAGAAGAUAAUGUUACAACCUUGGUUCUACCUGUCCUAUGUUGAAUUGAUAUAUCUUGGCAAGAGUUUGAAUCAACAUUGAUUAUUGAUUCAAAAGUUUAAAUAAAAUUUUAAUAAAUUUGUACGUUUUUGAACUAA